UCGUCCAUCUGAUGUCAUGUGACCAAUGCAGAAGUGACUUGCAGGUCUAGUCUCGGUCACAAGAUAAUUGGGGAUUUUAGAACCUGAGUGACUUCUCUUCUGUCUUGUUUAGCCUACUAAAACGCAAAAAUAAAACCCAGGCAAUACUGGUAUUCCUGAGACCAUUUUUAAAGAAUGGCCAUCUCAGCAUUCCCGAUGUUGGUUGGCACAUCGCUCCUAAUGCUGCUGCCUUCGUCCAGCUUAGCCAAGGACUCCAACGUCACUGUGCCACUGGUGAUCUGGCAUGGCAUGGGUGACAGCUGCUGCAACCCACUCAGCAUGGGCUCCAUUAAGAAGAUGGUGGAGCAGGAGGUGCCAGGCAUCUAUGUGCUCUCUCUCAUGAUAGGGAAGUCAAUAAUACAGGACACAGAAAAUGGCUUCUUCAUGGAUGUGAAUGAGCAGGUGGAAUUUGUGUGUAACCAGCUGGCACAGGACCCCAAACUGAAGGAUGGCUACAAUGCCAUGGGUUUCUCUCAGGGAGGCCAGUUCCUGAGGGCAAUUGCCCAGAGAUGCCCAUCUCCUCCCAUGAAGAACCUGAUCUCAGUGGGGGGGCAACAACAGGGAGUGUAUGGUCUUCCACGAUGCCCAGGGGAGACCUCCCACCUCUGUGACUGGAUCCGCAAGAAGCUCAACUCUGGGGCCUACACAGACCUCGUGCAGAAACAUUUAGUGCAGGCCCAGUACUGGCACGACCCUCUCAGUGAUGACCUCUAUAAGAAACACAGUCUCUUCCUUGCCGACAUCAACCAGGAGAGGGUGCUGAAUGAGACAUACAAGAAGAACCUGAUGGCUCUGGAGAAAUUUGUCAUGGUCAAGUUCCUGAAGGACACCGUAGUGGACCCAGUGGUCACUGAGUGGUUUGGAUUCCUAAAGACAGGCCAAGCUGUGGAGACUGAGACUCUACAGGAGAGUGUACUUUAUAAGGAGGACCGUCUCGGGCUGGCACAGAUGGAUAAGGCCGGUAAGCUGGUGUUCCUGGAGAGCGAUGGAGACCACCUGCAGUUCACCAGAGAGUGGUUCACAGCCAAACUCCUACCAUACCUUCUCUGAACACACUCGCAUACAUGCUCACACACACACACCUCUUGCUGUCAACAGACUUCAGUUGCUAUUUGCACAUUCUGAUACUCACUCUUACAAUUUGAGUCACUCAUUCACUAUCUUUUAUGUCUCUAUACAUGACUCCUGUUACCAGCUGUAUGCACACAUACAGGUUUUAAUUGCACUGAAUCCUAGCCAAGAAUUUGGAGUCUGCUUUGCUGAUUUGCUGGACUCCCAACAAUCAUGUUUUUCUUUACUGAAAUAUGUAACUAAACUUAACUGAUUAGGGUAGUGUUAUUUUUUAUGCCAAUGAAAUUGUUUGCUUGAAAUGUAUUUUCUUUUAAUAAAUGACCCUUACUCCUA
Molecule: messenger RNA, 1443 nt
Organism: Alosa alosa (allis shad)
Lineage: Eukaryota; Metazoa; Chordata; Actinopteri; Clupeiformes; Clupeidae
Gene: ppt1
Product: palmitoyl-protein thioesterase 1 (ceroid-lipofuscinosis, neuronal 1, infantile)
Exons: 10
Coding region: 175-1089 (304 amino acids)
Biological process (GO): protein depalmitoylation; receptor-mediated endocytosis
Cellular component (GO): lysosome
Molecular function (GO): palmitoyl-(protein) hydrolase activity
Source: RefSeq, a predicted model, not a curated record